AUGCUGGCCACCUCCUUGCUGGCGGCUGCGGCCCUCGCCCAGCUCGCACAGGCGCAAUUCCCCCCGCCGCGUGAAGGUGUCAAGACGGUCCGGUCCAAGCACCACGAGGGCAUCACCAUCUCCUAUAAGAACCCCGAGAUAUGCGAGACUACGCCGGGCGUCAAGAGCUACAGCGGCUAUGUCCACCUCCCGCCGAACUCGGUGAACGAGAAGGGCGAGGAUCAGAACUACCCCAUCAACACAUUCUUCUGGUUCAUCGAGUCCCGCAAGGACCCGCACCAUGCGCCGCUCCUCUUGGGUAUGCUGUCUGAGAACGGGCCCUGCGCCAUCAACGCAGAUAGCAACAGCUCAACUCUGAACCCGUGGAGCUGGAACAAUGAGGUCAAUGUCCUCUAUAUCGACCAGCCCGUCCAGGUUGGCUUCUCGUAUGAUAGCCUCAACAAUGGCACCUAUGACCUCUUGGCGCUGGAUGCAAUGGACGAUUCGCAUUCGGAAGCCUUUCCAAUCACACUGGAUGACUUUGCAGACGGUGUCCCGGAGACCAACUCAACCUUCUACGUCGGCACCUUUGCGAGCCAGAACGCCACGCGAACGGCCAACUCAACGGCGCACGCUGCCGUUGCCCUGUGGCACUUUGCGCAGACCUGGUUCGAGGAGUUCCCCCAGUAUAAGCCCCACGACGAGAAGAUCAGCUUGUGGGCCGAGAGCUAUGGCGGCCACUAUGGGCCCAGGUUCAUGGAUUUCUUCCACAAGCAGAACCAGAAGAUCGCCGAUGGUGAGAUCUCCGGCCCGGGGACUCACUAUCUGCACCUCGACACCCUGGGGCUCGUCAACGCGUGCAUCGACGUGCUCGUGCAGGAUGAGAGCUACUCGACCUUUGCCUGGAACAACACGUACGGCGUCAAGGCCGUCAACGAGACGAUCAAGCACAAGCAGCUGUACGAGCUCCACCGGCCCGGCGGCAUCCUCGACCAGACCCGGGAGUGCCAGCGCCUCAGCAAGGCCCUCGAGGCGGCGGAGAGCCCGGGGCUAGACGCCAGCUACGUCGAGUCCUACUGCCGCAACGCGUCCUUCUUCUCCUCCGAGGUCCUCGUCAACCCUUACAUGGAAUCCGGCAAAUACGGCUGGUUCGACGUCACACACCCCUCGGCGGACCCCUUCCCCCCCAACUACCACCUGGGCUGGCUGAACCAGCAGUGGGUCCAGCGCGCCCUGGGCGUCCCCCUCAACUUCACCUGGGUGUCGCCCACCGUGUCGCAGGCCUUCACGGAGCACGGCGACAUGGCCCGCGGCGGCUACCUGGAGGGCCUGGCGGGCCUGCUCGACGGCGGCGUCAAGGUCCACAUGGUGUACGGCGACAGGGACCUCGCCUGCAACUGGAUGGGCGGCGAGCAGGCGUCGCUCGCGAUCCCGCACCGCCACCAGAGGGAGUUCGCGGGCGCGGGGUACACGGCGCUGACCGUCUCGGCGCCCGACGCGCCGCCGUUCGUGCCGUACGGCCUCACGCGGCAGCACGGCAACCUCAGCUUCACGCGCGUCUACCAGGCGGGGCACAUGGUGCCCAGCUACCAGCCCGAGGCGAGCCUGCGCAUCUUCGAGAGGGCGCUGUUCAACAAGGACAUCGCCACGGGGGCGGUCGACCUCACGGCGACGGGCGGGUGGAGGGACGGCGUGGAUAUCUUCAGGACGGAGGGCCCCCGGGACACGUGGUGGAAGAGGAACGAGCUCAUGCCCGUGCCCGAGGGCGAGUGCUACAUACUCCAGACCAUGACCUGUAGCAGGGAGCAGUUGGAGGCGCUGAGGGACGGGACGGCUAUUGUCAAGGACUAUUUCAUUGUUGGUAUCAAGGGGGCUGAGGAACAGCAGCCCGGGGAGGAGGGCGGACUGCAGUACGGAGGGGUCGACUGGGACGAAGCACAAGAAAUGGUCCUCGGCGAGGUUGAGCUGUGA
Messenger RNA from Diaporthe batatas, 1950 nucleotides. RefSeq lists its product as uncharacterized. The record is from RefSeq and is a predicted model, not a curated record. Gene Ontology annotation, molecular function: serine-type carboxypeptidase activity. NCBI's taxonomy places the organism in Eukaryota, Fungi, Ascomycota, Sordariomycetes, Diaporthales, Diaporthaceae. Gene Ontology annotation, biological process: proteolysis. Gene Ontology annotation, cellular component: fungal-type vacuole. The coding region runs from base 1 to 1950 and encodes 649 amino acids. The transcript has 2 exons.